This is a messenger RNA of Pyricularia oryzae 70-15, 1185 nucleotides long. RefSeq lists its product as uncharacterized. The transcript is spliced from 2 exons. The record is from RefSeq and is a predicted model, not a curated record. Bases 1 to 1185 code for a protein of 394 amino acids. Lineage: Eukaryota; Fungi; Ascomycota; Sordariomycetes; Magnaporthales; Pyriculariaceae.
AUGUCCAUCCCCUCGAGAGCCUACCGAAUCGUGCUCCGUUUGCUUGUCGUCGUCGGGCUGUUCGCGGGAACCUUUAUACUAUUCCUACGAUACCAAUGUCUUCUCGGUGGCUAUCCAGGUGUAUAUGGCGGCUCGUGCUACAAGAGGCGGAACUAUGUGUCCAAUGAUCUUGAGACAUACACUCGCGAACCGUAUAACCCACCCCCGCACGUCGAGGUCGUCAUGGUGUCCACACCGCGGGAGCAGGCAGCCGGGACGACGGACUGGAUGUCGAACUCGAGCUUCGCGCAGAUGACAGGGCUGCCAAAGACGCACGUCGACGUCAAGAAGUACGUCGCUGGAGACGACAGCGCCGAGUACCACCCCCGAUUCAACAAGGGCCACGAGGUCUCCACAUACCUGAGCUACAUCGUCGAGAACUAUGACCACCUUCCCGACAUCGUCCUGUUCAUACACGCCGAGGAUAACGCCUGGCACGUGGAGCCUCUGCUGCUGGGAUCCCUGUCGUACGCCUUGACGAGGCUGGACCUCGACCAGGUGCGCGCGCGAGGGUUCGUCAACCUGCGCGUCGGCUGGAGGGGCGGCUGCCCGUACGGCAUCAACAUGACCGGCACCAACAACGGCAAGCUCGUCGGUCAGGAGGCCCCCUACAUGUACCAGGCCUGGGUCGAGAACUUUGCGCCGCUGGACAAGACGGCCUACUUCUCCGUUCCCGAGGUCGUCGCCGCCCCGUGCUGCAGCCAGUUCGCUGUGACCCGCGAGACCAUCCAGUCCAAGCCCAAGGCGCAGUACGAGCGCUCCCUCAUGUGGUUGCAGCAGACGAGGCUGCCCGACUACAUAUCAGGUCGGGUCUGGGAGAGGUUGUUUCAAUUCCUCUUUGCCGGCAGGGCGCGUGACUGCCCGGACGAGAGGAAGACGUACUGUACCCUCUACAAACUCUGCCUCGACGCGGACCAGUGGCAGGAGUACAAGGCCGCGGAGGAGGAAGACGCGGACUUGAGGCUGGCGCUACCCAGCGUGUGGAGCGUCGUGUGGAAGCUGCAGGUCACGAGGCGCCUCGCGCAUCUUGGCAGCACGAUGAGGAGGCUAAGGCAGCUGGCGCUUGUCCAAGGCCAAAAGGGGGAAAUGCUUCAGCCUUUGACGCCCUUGAAGAAGUCUGGGCUGCUGAAGAUGUUCACGCCCUGA